AUCCUGGGCAACGGGAGGCGAGGAGGGGUACCCCUUAAUAUGGAUGCGAGACAACUGCCAGUGCCCUGCUUGCUUUCAUCCCACCGCCAAAAACCGCCUGCUGUCCAUGGGGGCUCUGGCCAUCGACGUCAGGCCCACCGCCGUACAGGUGAGUAAUGACGGACAGGAGGUGGAGGUGCGCUGGUCAGACGAUCACGUAAGCUGCUUCACGGGAGCGUGGCUGCAUGAUCGAACCCUCGGCACAUUCCAGAGGGAAAAGCAGUCAGAGAAUUUCAGACUCAAGAUGAAGUUCUGGGGCAGCGAGAAGCAGGGGCAGUUGCGUCGGUUUUCCUUCCCUCUCCUCCGUAGUGACGACAAGAGCCUGUUGAACUUUCUGGAGGUGCUGGAGAUGGAGGGCGUGGCAGUAAUUAACGACAUGCCAUGCGAAACAGACCUCUUCAAGAUGUUUACAAAAGAGAAAAUUGGAUACACGAGGCCAACCCAGUACGGAAUAACGUUUAGUGUCCGCUCCAAGAAGACCGCGAGUAAUGUAGCCUACACGAGCAGUGCUCUGGACAUGCACAACGACAUGGUCUACCUAGAGGAGAAGCCGGGGAUUCAGAUAAUGCACUGCAUCUCACAAACAAAAGGACGAGGCGGUGAUCAUCUACUUGUAGAUUCCUUCCACGCGGCCAACCAGAUGCGAGAGAAGCACCCGGAGUUGUUUCGUGUCUUAACCAACACAGUCGUCACUUUUACAGAUGUGGGAUUCGAUUUCGUUGGCCAUUUCCACGCAACAGCCCGACGUACAAUAAUCCAGUGUGACGACAAUGGUAAUGUCAUAGGUACGAACAUAAGCAACCACUCCCGAGACUCACACUUCGCCGUGACCCCAGAGGAGACAGUGACUUGGUACAAGGCCUAUCUUAUCUUCUGGGACUUGCUGAAUGAUCCCAAGAAUUACAUCACGAACAAACUGCAAGACGGUGAAAUGAUUGUACUAGACAACUACCGGGUGCUGCAUGGACGAACUGCCUACCAGGAGAGCGAGGGCGAGCGGCACAUUGUCUCCGGUUACUGGGACUGGGAUACGGUCAAGUCCAGGAGAAGGGUCCUGCGGGCAGCACUUUCCAACUCAUGAAGGAGUAAUAGAACUUGCAAGGCACCCGAAGGGGGAGGUCUGCACAACCCGUGCUGGAGUAGGAUUUGUGAUUUUGCCAUCGGAAAUGAGUCCUGGAACGGGUGUGCUUCACAAUGACCCUUAGUGAAGUAAACACCACCGUGGCUUCGGGUACAAGUGAUAAAUCAAAACUGAACUACGUAUGUGUGUCAUCCGAUGCUCCUUUAUAUCUUACAUCGUCUUAAAUUUGUUAAGGAAUCAAUACUGAAAUUUAGCUCAUUAAAAGAAGAUGCGAUGUACCAAGCAAAAUUUUAUGUUUUCUUGCCUAUUUACUUUUUGACUGAAACUUGAAUACUAUGUACGUCCCCUUUUCCGAGUUACUCCUUCAUUCCAUAUUGACUUCAUCUCAGACAGGAUCUAACUCCAUCACGAACGAUUUUUACGAAAGAAAAUUAAAUAUUGCACACACACACACACACACACACACACACACACACACACACACACACACACACACGGGGAGUAAGACACUUCUGGUGGUGUAUAUUUGGUGUUUGCUACAAGCCUGCCACGGACCCUCCCGUGUCCUCACUUUCCAUUUUCAGUUUGUCUAAUUAACAUCAGAGAGUAGUUCAGCAUGCUCUCUAAAGACAAUUUAUCUUACUUUCCACGCCAAAUUACAUACGCGCAACACACACACCAUUACCUAGAAGUUUAUCUAAGUUUAUCAUUUCAUGUAAUAACCAGGACUCGGAGUGCCCAUCUGGGGUGACCAUAAAAUUUAUGUCAGGCUCUACUUUCUGUGACAGACUAGAGAGGUGGAAUGAUAGUUCUAACUUUUCAUUUACUCCUAUGACAUUUUGCGGUCUUCUCUGAGGCAAACUAUCUCCUCUAAACCUCACCUGUUCCUAACCAAAACAUAGGUUCUGAGGUUGCUGACAGCAAUCUCUACUCUGUUCUUUCAUAUUAUUUCCAUCGUCAAUAUCAAUCCAAAGUUGAAUGAUGCUUUUAAGUACGCAAUGAGAAUACUCGCUCUCGUGCCCACACCCUAGAUUCUUUAGAACGUUCCAACUGACUAAGCUGACUGGGUGGCUAUGAGUACAUUGUCAUUCUGUUACUAAAUGCGUAUUUACUAACUGCCAAAAUUAAAAGAUCUGACUAUGAAUUCCAAAAAGGAACUCAUUUUGGCACACUCUCCCUUCGCUGAGGUCUCCAUCGUUAAUUUCAAUGUUCACCAACAUUGGAUUACAUCCUCUUGCACUGACUAGCCUGGUAAACAAGCCUACAACUUUGCUCUACUCAGUUAUCUAGAACAGGUGACUUAGCACCCUACACGUAUGCCUGACCGCCGUAGAGACCAGGGAUGGGGUGAAUACAAGAACUGUGUAUUCGAAUAGGAAUACGAAUACAUUGAAAUACUGAUAAUUCGAAUACAAAUACGAAUACUUCAUGAGUAUUCGUGAAUGCAUUCAUGAAUACUUUACGUUGAAAAUAACUUUUUCAUGCAGGUAGCUCGGCAAUAAGCCUAAUAUGGUACUAAAGUUAUUCAAUAGUAAAACGACGUCACGAACUUAUAACUGAUGCCAGUAUUCUGUACAUGUUUAUCACACCUAGACAUAUUUGUUUUCCAAAAUUUUCAAGUAGCCUAUAUAUCUAAGCUGUACUGAAACAACAAAAUACCUAUAUCAAAUUAUAAUACAUGUAAUAUCCAACUUU
This is a messenger RNA of Eriocheir sinensis (Chinese mitten crab), 2815 nucleotides long. RefSeq names its product gamma-butyrobetaine dioxygenase-like. The record is from RefSeq and is a predicted model, not a curated record. Gene Ontology annotation, biological process: carnitine biosynthetic process. NCBI's taxonomy places the organism in Eukaryota, Metazoa, Arthropoda, Malacostraca, Decapoda, Varunidae. Gene Ontology annotation, molecular function: oxidoreductase activity. Gene Ontology annotation, cellular component: mitochondrion. Bases 44 to 1120 code for a protein of 358 amino acids. The transcript is spliced from 7 exons.